GGCUGCUGUUGUGUCCUGCUGGUACAGAGGUCUCUGCUUGUCUGCUGUGUCCUGUUGGUACAGAGGUCUCUGCUUGUCUGCUGUGUCCUGUUGGUACAGAGUUGCGGUAUUGUUCCAGUGUGAUCUGGUCUCCAGGAUCUUCUCCUGUCAUCAUGAACAUGAUGUUCACCCUGUGUCUGCUGCUCUGCACUACUUUGGCUCUGGGGCAAAUGCCAUCUGAAGGUCGUCCCCAGACCAGGUGUGAGCUGUGGAAGGUCAGUGUAGUGAACAUCCGUGGAGUGUACAUCCCCCAGUGUGACUCCCAGGGCCAGUUCCUCCCGUCCCAGUGUUCAGAGUCGACACGGUACUGCUGGUGUGUCAAGCCUUCUGGAGAAGCCAUCUUUGGGACACUGACUCCUCCAGGACAACCCAGACCUGACUGCUCAGUUCGUCCUCAGACUUACUGUGAGUACUGGAGGGCCAGUGCGACCCCUCAACCUGGAGCCUACGUCCCCCAGUGUGACUCAGAGGGCCAGUUCCUCCCCACCCAGUGCUGGGGCUCUACAGGGCACUGCUGGUGUGUCAACGGUGCUGGAGAUGGCAUCUCUGGUACACAAACUCCUCCAGGACAACCCAAACCAAACUGCAAAGUUGUUCCUCUGACCUUCUGUCAGCUGUGGAGGAACAGUGUGACCCCUCUCCCUGGAGCUUUAGUCCCCCAGUGUGACCCCCAGGGCCAGUUCCAGCACACCCAGUGUUGGAAACCAUCCCCAGAGUCUUCAGGUUUUUGUGCUUGUUUCAGCCCUGCUGGAGAAGCCAUCCCUGGGACACAAACUGCUCCAGGACAACCCAGACCCUCCUGCGCCUAGAACCAUGGAAGGUAACCAUGGUUACUGUGUAACUUUAUCUGGACGAGAAAGAAGAGCCGCUACUGCCUGCCCUCCUUGUGAGAUCAUCCAUCUCUCUAUCCAUCUCUCUAUCCAUCUCUCUAUCCAUCUCUAUCUCUCAAACUAUCUGUCUAUCCAUCUCUCUAUCCAUCUCUCUAUCUCUAAAACUAUCUGUUUAUCCAUCUCACUGAUCUUGUAUUCAAUAAAGUUAAAUCAACCAAAA
Hypomesus transpacificus is the source of this 1089-nucleotide messenger RNA. Its product is annotated as equistatin-like. Gene Ontology annotation, cellular component: basement membrane. Gene Ontology annotation, biological process: cell-matrix adhesion. The record is from RefSeq and is a predicted model, not a curated record. The coding region runs from base 153 to 848 and encodes 231 amino acids. NCBI's taxonomy places the organism in Eukaryota, Metazoa, Chordata, Actinopteri, Osmeriformes, Osmeridae. The transcript has 7 exons.